Messenger RNA from Parascedosporium putredinis, 2475 nucleotides. The record is from the annotation of a GenBank genome assembly. NCBI's taxonomy places the organism in Eukaryota, Fungi, Ascomycota, Sordariomycetes, Microascales, Microascaceae.
AUGUUCGCGGAUCGGUUCCGGGCCCCGGGGCGGCCCUCCGGCGCGGAGACGGGUGUUUCCGAAUCACCCGCCAGCAAGAAGCAGUCUACUACCGGAUCCGAUUCGGCGGCCCCCGCUCGCCGAGAUUCCAAGGCUUCGGGCAUGCCCAACAUUGUCAGCUCUACCAAGCCACGCUCCCUCGGUGCCACGUCGGGCGUCUCCUUUGCCCGAGUCGUUCUAGCCGCGGUCCAGUACUCGGUAUCCGAUCAGACAUCAAACCCGGACAAGCCCGGCGUUCCUAACGCGUCCGCCACUUCUACCGCCAAUCCCUCCGCUACAGCUGCUGCACGGGCGUCGGCGGGCGCAUCUACGUCCAUGAGAGAAUCUUUCUUUGGCCUCCAUACGAAACCUAGCAUUCGACCUGCAGGCUUCCCGAACAAGGAGGUUGGUGCCAAACUCGUAAACCUCUACUUUCAGCAUGCCAAUCCUCAGAUACCAAUCCUGCACCGCAUAGAGUUUAUGGAAAUCUUUGACCGGGUCUACUCGACAAAGCCCGACGCUCGAGCGCCCCGCGACUUGUACAUGCUCAACAUGGUAUGCGCCAUCGGCUGCGGUGUUAUCGUGGAUGAUGGACCGAAACCCGAUCCCCGGUCAAGUGGAAGUGGCAUGGAUAUCGAUCAAUCGAAAUCAGUUCAGGCCGAGCCCGAAGAGUACCACGCCAGCGCCAUUGUGCACCUCGAGUCGUGUCUUAGCAACAGCGGGAACAGCCUUGAGGUGCUCCAGGCCGUCCUCUUACUAGCCGAUUUUGCCCUCCUCCGACCAGUGCCCCCGGACUAUGGUAGGUACAUCGUUGGUGUCGCCAUGCGCCUCGCUAUCGAUCUCGGGCUCCACUCGGAAGACGGAAGUGACGGAGAUGCUGCAAGUUCGGCCGCGAAGGUGAAGCAGGAGAAGGAUGAGAAUCCCAGGCUUGCUGAGAUGCAACCCAACGAUAAGGGCAAGCGCCUGUAUCAGCGAGAUAUGCGCCGUCGGCUCUGGUGGUGUACGUACGCCUUCGAUCGCCUGGUGAGCGUGUCUGUCGGACGGCCCUUUGGAAUCAGCGAUCAGGUAAUCACUGCCGAGCUCCCUUCCCCGGUCGACGACAAGUACAUCACCAAGGCCGGAAUCUUUGCUCCAGACGCGUCUGAACCGAGCUACAAGACUGUGGGAUUGCACUACCUGAGACUGCGCUUCCUCCAGUCCGAGAUCCUCCAGGUCUUGAUGUACAAGCAGACGCAGCUUGUACGAGCCAGCAGCCAAAAUAUCAACAUCCCGGACAUGCAUAUCCGCCUCCCGUCGCCCUUCCUCGUCAACUUCGACUCGUUUAGGUCCUGGAGAAUUGACAUCGACCGCCGACUCUACGAGUGGCGCAUGUCGGCGCCCUCGCACGAGCAAACCGGCGUUGCUUUCUCCACCGAAUUUCUCGAGCUAAAUUACUGGCAGGCCAUCAUUCUACUUUAUAGGAACAGUUUGAGCGUGCCGCCCAUGUUUGAAGGAGAGUACAACACUUCGAAAGAGGUGGAUAGUCCAGCGGGGUACCCCGCCGAACUAGACGAGGAUGAGGACCGCAUCUACCUCAAGGUUGCCGAAGCGGGCCAAAAGAUCCUGCGCCUCUAUCGCCAACUUCACCUGAAUGGCCUUGUCAGCUACACUUACCUCUCAACUCACCAUCUCUUCAUGGCGGGCAUCGCGUAUCUGUAUGCUAUUUGGCAUUCUCCAAUCGUCAGGAGUCGAUUAACGAUGGAUGAGGUGGACUUUACAAUCCUUGCGGCGAAAUCCGUGUUCACCGACAUGAUUGAUAAAUGUCUCCCGGCAGAAGCUUGCCGGGAUGCCUUUGACCGGACGGCGAAGGCCACGAUCAAGAUGGCCAACCACAGCGGCGGGUUUGGCGGUCAGGGCUCUCGCAAACGUCGGUCCAACGGCCCCUCGCGGGACGGCCCGGGUAUGGAUUGGCGAUCCUCCAGUGACAGCCCUUCCGCUACGAGCAUUUCGGGCCAGACGUCCCGGAAUAAUUUCAGCUUCGAUGUGGACAACCUCUCAUCCCCCGCCCUCUCUGCCGCGGGGAGAUGCCUAUAUCCCCCCCCCUCGGACGUGAGCGGGCCGGGAGCCCAGCAGAGCGCUUCCCCGAUCGACCCGACGCUCCUCUCCACGCCGGGCCUGAACAGGCGCAUGGGCCAACAGCAAGGCGGGUCCGGGUUCCUCAGCCCGCAGCAGCGGCAACAAGGAGGGUUCCAGCCUAGCCUAAAUGAUCAGCCGGAUCUCCAGUCCAUGGAAUUCCUCCAGGCGUUGCAAGGCGGCAUGCCGUCCGGGGAUCUAGGGAGCGUCGACCCGCUGGGUUUCGGGCUGAGCUGGGACGCGGGGAUCAACCAAGACCUAGACGGCCAACAAGUCAAUCUCUUUGAUGGCUUCUUCUUCGGGGGCCAGCAAGGCGGGGGCCUUGGGGGUGGUGGGGGUCAGUGA